Messenger RNA from Oncorhynchus gorbuscha (pink salmon), 2784 nucleotides. RefSeq lists its product as uncharacterized. Gene Ontology annotation, biological process: transmembrane transport. Gene Ontology annotation, molecular function: transmembrane transporter activity. The transcript is spliced from 9 exons. Lineage: Eukaryota; Metazoa; Chordata; Actinopteri; Salmoniformes; Salmonidae. The record is from RefSeq and is a predicted model, not a curated record. Bases 1 to 1371 code for a protein of 456 amino acids.
AUGUAUUUCAUGGGAUACUCCAAAUGGCUUUUGAUCUCUAGCAGACUAGUGGCAGGUGUUGGUACAGGUGCUGGUUCGUCCAUCUUCGGCUUCAUGGGUCGAUGCACAGCCCACGAGGACCGCUCCACCGUAUUCGCAUCGGUCAUGGCGUGCCGACAGAUUGGCCUAAUGAUUGCUGGUCGUGGUCUUCAUGUUCUGGGACCUCCCUCCCCGGGAGGAGCUGGUGGGGGAGGGAGCCGAGGGGGCGGGAGCUGUGGGAGCCGAGGGGGCGGGAGCCGCGGAGGCGGGAACUGUGGAGGAGGGAGCAGUGGGGGAGCCGGGAGGGAGCAGUGGGGGGAGCGUGGGGGAGGGGGGAGGGAGCUGUGGGAGGAGCCGAGGGGGGGCGUGGGGGGAGGGAGCCGUGGGAGGAGCGUGGGGGAGGGAGCCGUGGGAGGAGCCGAGGGGGAGCCUGGGGGAGGGAGCCUGUGGGGUGGGAGGAGCCUGGGGGAGGGGGCCUGUGGGGAGGGAGCUGUGGGGGGAGCCUGGGGGGAGGGAGCCGGGGAGGGGAAGCCCUUGCUCGGGCAACGCCCAGACAUCCUGGGGUCCUACGGCUCGGUGGUGACCCCGGACCCUCCUAGGUCAACUGCUAACCCGGCCAAGUCCAACCUGCCUCACGUCUCUCCUACCCCCUCACCCCCACUCGAAGGGGUGGGUGACUCUAGCUCUGCGAGUUUCAGUAUGAGCCGAGAGUUCCUAAGGGAGGAGGUGGUUGUGCUGUUCACAGCUCACUUCGUCAUACUGUUUAACCAGACAGCACUGGAGACCGUCGUGACGCCGUUGACCCAGCAGUACUUUAACUUCGGGGAGUUGGAGAACAGCAUCAUUUACUGCAUCUGUAGUGUGGAGGUGAUCACAGGCUUCCUGUUUGUCCACUGGCUGUGCCGCCGUACGUCCGAGAGGGUGGUGCUGGCCGUGGGCCUUAUCCUGUGCCACAUCUCCUGCGUAUGGUGCCUCAUCUUCCUGGCCAACCCACAAGGUAAUUUCGCCUGGCAGUUAGCAGAGUUCAUCAUUGGGGUGUUCCUGCAGAUUUCGGGGCUACCCUUUGUUGCUGUGGCCCAGGUGUGUCUCUUCUCCAAAAUCACUUCGCUAAAGUCUCAAGGGUUGAGCCAGGGGGUGCGUCGCUCUGUGGGGGGUCUGGCCACUAUCUUGGGCCCCCUAUGGGGGGGUGGUUUGACAGGACACAUGUACAUCAUGCUGGGGUUGAUGAUGGCUCUACUGGCCCUGUUCGCGAUCAUUUUCUCCUUCUCCUAUCCUCGUCUGGUGGCUCCCACUGUGGAGGACCAUUCGGAAUGCUUGGAGGAGUGUGACAAAUGCGGGGGUUUGCGAGUGUGAAGCAAGUCUCUUCCUACCCUGAAUUCAUCUCAGGACAUGUGCUUCCUCAAUCUCUGAAGACUCACAUACGUUGCGCACACACACCGUACAAGAUGACUGUAGAGCCUGUACUAGAUGAAUGUAGUUCUGCAAAUAUAGUAUCAAAAUGGAAACUAAAUACUUUGGAAUUAGGUGUAAUGUACAAACAUUUUAUAAAGUUGUUGGUUAUGCACAAAACAUCACAACUUUGUAAAAGUGUUUCUGAUUUCUAUAGCUCAUAACCUAAUCACAUUUCACAUGAUUGUACCACUGACCUGAAAUACUUUCAAACAUUGACUCCGACAAAGAUUUUAUAGGAAAUGAACAGAUCAGCUUUUUUUUUCUGAGACAUAUCGUCAAAGCAUUAAUACCUCACCCCCACACACUGCCCAGCGUUUUCAGCUGACUGAAAUGUAUGAAUGCAUUUUUGGUUUUGUUUGAUGGCUGAAUGUGAUUAUGAAAUGCAGUGCCCUUUUUGAACACUCGUGGGGGCCCUUACCCUUUUAUUUCCUUUACUGUGGUGUUACUGAAGACUGUGGCAGAGCCUCCAGUAGAUAGCUAUCCUGGUCCUAGAUCCAUUUGUGGUCUUGAUGACGCCAUUGCUGUCGACGUUAAGCCAAACUGUUUACAGUGACUAGGAGUUGGCUCGAUGGCACGAACAGACUGGCAAUCUGGCAACAAAAUAGCCCAAGAGAACAUGUUUAUGAAAAUCACACUUUUUUUCCACAGAAUGAGGGCAAGGGGAAAUACUAGAUGUAACAAAACAAUAAUGGCUUUAUGAAUGGAGUCAUGUUUAAGUUGUACUGUUCUGGAAUUCUUGUGACAUGGCUGUAAAGAUGAAUAUGGCUCAAUGUAAAUCCACUAUUUUUGCACUUGAGGUAUUAUAUUUUGGUCAGCACAACCUGUUCUAUAACCACUUAGUUAAUGAAUUUAGUCUUCCCUUUGAGUAUAGCUGUUUUUUUUUAUCCAGCGGUGUCUCAAUUUGUAAAGGAUAUGCUAAUUGUUAUAGUUAACAUUUAGCUUUCUAUUCGAGACAUUUUUCAGUACUCUUUGGUAUACUUUAGUUCCAUAUGAUUUGAACACACUUCCGCAUAGCUUGUUGUCAUGGUUCCUAAUGUGUUGUACUAUUUGUGUGGUUACUAACGGGGAAGUCUAAAACGUAGAUGAAAUAUUUUGUUUGAAAGCUAUUUGAAUAAUGUUCUAGUACAUUUAUUACCUACCAUUGCUAAACCAAGUUUGUCAAAUGUGUUCAAUCAAAAUGAAAACGGUACACUAGUUUCUGCAACACUGUGUACAUGUACAACCAAGCCCAGCCUGAUACAACAGUAUAUUGUGUGUUUUUUGACCAUUUUACAAAGAAAUGUCAUUAAUAAUAAAAAUAAAAUUUUGCCAGUG